Molecule: messenger RNA, 1127 nt
Organism: Desarmillaria tabescens
Lineage: Eukaryota; Fungi; Basidiomycota; Agaricomycetes; Agaricales; Physalacriaceae
Exons: 5
Coding region: 21-887 (288 amino acids)
Source: RefSeq, a predicted model, not a curated record
GUUCUCUCUUUUCACUGAACAUGUACGGAGUUGUGCGAUUUGAAGAUACUGAACUUCUUCCGGCGUCCUCUCCAGAAGACUACCCGAAAAUAAUCAAAUCUGGUAUUGACGAAGAGGGACAGCAUCACUUGUCACCUGCGAUUACAGGACCCAAUGGCAUCGCUAUGCUGCUCUACAGAUUAGGCCGCCCCGAGUUACUCGAACGGCUAUUCGAUGUCGAGGGCACCCACGACUUCGACUUCAGCAUGCACUUUGACUCAGAUUAUACGCAGGACUCCUAUGUCCGCCGUCGAGGGAGAAAGGUCGAGAUUGGCUUUAUCGAUAGAUACGGGGAGGAGGCUAAUCACGGCGUUCGCUACCUCAUCCAAGAUCCCGUUCCUCCUUACAAAAUCGGGGCAUGGAAACCUGUCAGUACAUCUGAUAUGGGUUCAUCCUGGGGAGGCUCUGAGGUGUGGGUCCGAGCACAAGGAGAGGCGGUGGCUAAAGGCAUCUGGUACAAUCGACACUGGAACGGACACUCAAUUUCUGUUCUGCGCUGGUCUGGUAUGACCGAAGAACAACGAGAUUCACUAGAUCGCUGGAGAGCUGAUUUUGCUAAAAAGUCGGCUGAAAAGAGGCAGAAGGAGACAGACGAGGAACGCAAAGGGCUAGAGGCUUUCGCAGGCUCGGAAUUCCCAGACUUGGAGUUUGGUAUGCAACGAUAUUGGAAACGCCAGCUGCGUUGUCGAGCAGACUGUGGUGUGGAGUUUGGCAGGUUUCAAUGCGGUCGGUGCAAGAGAACUCAUUAUUGUAGCGUCAAAUGCCAGAAUGAAGACUGGAAGUAUCACAAGACCUACUGUGGAACUGAAGAGUCGGUGCCGAAACAAUACCGUCGGCCCGACCUAUAACCUUACAAGUUAAUCAAACUUCAUCUUCGUUUCUUACGUUCCAUGCCAUAAUUUUAGGUCCUCCCGCUUGCCCAUACAUAAUAACUUAGGAUUUUUUGCAAUCAAACAACGCACAGAUUCAAGGUCCACGUCGGUAUUUUGAUCACGGAGCCCCCUCGUUUCAUGUGGACCUUUAGAUUAUCGUACUGACCUAGGCGGGCCUUCAUUCUGUCGCAUGUUAGAUCUGUUCCUUCUGAACUU